Messenger RNA from Epinephelus fuscoguttatus (brown-marbled grouper), 1990 nucleotides. RefSeq names its product transcription factor JunD-like. The coding region runs from base 280 to 1215 and encodes 311 amino acids. The transcript has a single exon. Gene Ontology annotation, biological process: regulation of cell population proliferation; regulation of transcription by RNA polymerase II; regulation of cell cycle. Gene Ontology annotation, molecular function: DNA-binding transcription factor activity, RNA polymerase II-specific; RNA polymerase II cis-regulatory region sequence-specific DNA binding; transcription factor binding. Lineage: Eukaryota; Metazoa; Chordata; Actinopteri; Perciformes; Serranidae. The record is from RefSeq and is a predicted model, not a curated record. Gene Ontology annotation, cellular component: transcription regulator complex.
UUUUUAGGGCUAGAAAGCGAGCGAGGUCUGGCGCUGCGCAUAGCAGUCGUGCCAUCGGGAAAAGACAAUAUCACCCGCGCGCUGAAGAGACACAUCAGAGCCCCUCAGGCACAGCAGCUCAAGUGGUCGACUGAUACAGUGGCUGAUACACAAGAAGGGGGACAAGGAAGCAGGAUCGCGUAGAAAAAUAAGGAUCAGCUGAUUUCCUCAUGUUUGGAUAUGAUCGCUGAACGGUCGUCAAUGCGUAACGCUCAACACUCCCUCAUGUGAGGGUGUAGAAUGGAAACAACCCUCUACCCAGGCACCGUGGUGAAUACUCCGAGGGUCUCCAGCACUUAUCCCCAGAGCACGAUGAUGAAGAAAGACAUUAAUCUGAACUUGGAAGACCAUAACUCCGAGCUCAAACAAAAUCCGCUCCGGGACGCAGACGGACUCCUCAACUCUCCAGACUUGGGACUCUUGAAACUAACCUCUCCGGACCUGGAGCGCCUUAUCAUCCAGUCAAACGGUCUGGUCACCACCGCUAACCCGAGCUCCCAGUUCCUCUACCCGAAGUCAGCCAGUGACGAGCAGGAGUUCGCGGAGGGUUUCGUGAAGGCGCUGGAGGAUCUCCACAAGCAGAAUCAGCUGAGCGAAGCGGGGUGCGUCUCCGUGGACAGACUGGAGCUCCUCGGUUCCGCCAACACCGUCGGGUCCUCCGGACUUCAGACAUCAGACCUUCCUGUUUACACUACUUUGAACGGCUAUGCGGCCAGUCCGCUCGGAGCCACCACCAUCAACUACUCCACGGACACCAUCCCCUUCCCGCCGCCUCCGUCUCAUCUGGCCAGCGCGCAGCAACAGGCUGCCGCUGCGGCUGCUCUGUCACGACUCCAGACCGCCGGCUUGGUGAAGGACGAGCCUCAGACUGUACCAGACAUGCAGAGCUUUGGGGAGAGCCCCCCGCUGUCCCCCAUUGACAUGGACAACCAGGAGCGCAUCAAGGCGGAGAGGAAAAAGCUGCGCAACAGGAUAGCCGCCUCCAAAUGCCGCAAGAGAAAACUGGAGAGGAUCUCUCGGCUGGAGGACAAGGUCAAGAGCCUGAAAACGCAGAACACCGAGCUGGCCUCCACAGCCAGCGUCCUCAGGGAGCAAGUGGCCCAGCUGAAGCAGAAGGUGAUGAACCAUGUCAGCAGCGGAUGCCAGCUUUUACCAAACCAGGUCCAGGCUUACUAAACCCCAGUAAUGGUGCUCUUUGUGGAUGUUUAUACAGCUCUUAAUGUGCUCUGAGGAUACAGGCCUGUAUUAUGAGGAAAUAUUUGCCUUUUAUAGCAUAAAUCCUUAUCAGAGACUUUAUAUGAGGCCAUUGUAAAUGCACCCUCCAGAUAAAGCCUGUAGAAACAAACAGGCAUUUGCACUGCACAGUGUAAUGACCAGGUCUUGAUGAGGAGAGCAAGUGUACUGGAAUAAUGGCAGGUUAACCAGGAGCAGGUGUGGGCUGGAGACUCCUUUGAAUCUUGUAAAUCUGGCAGUGUUACAAAAUGACUUGUUUUGUUGCCCUAAUUUUGUGGGGGAAAGCCAUGUAGCAAACUGCUAUCCAGUGGACUGGUGUAGGAUAGCAUAUAUCUGUAUGUAAGCUGGACAAUCUCAACAAGAGUGCAACCAAACACCAGGGUGUCACCAAGUGCUGUCACCCAACUGUGUAAUAUAAUGCCUUACUUGUUUACAAGCACUUAGCAAUGACAAAUAUAUAUUUUAUUUACUGAAACAUUUCUUAUUUUACAUAUGGUCUUACUUGUUCUUUUUUUUUUAUUUUGCAAACAUGAACACUGCAUGUCUUGUCGCUUUUGUGUACAGUAACCAUUGUAUUUUUCAUUAUGGUGGCUGCUGUGUAGUCGAGUCGCCAAACUUCCAUGAAUGUAUGUGUACGUGCUGAGAAACCUUAUCUAUUCAUGUGUAAUGGACUUUCAAGUCUCUACCUGACAUUUAUUAAAUUCACUACAUUACUAAA